Leptosia nina is the source of this 1119-nucleotide messenger RNA. The record is from the annotation of a GenBank genome assembly. NCBI's taxonomy places the organism in Eukaryota, Metazoa, Arthropoda, Insecta, Lepidoptera, Pieridae.
AUGACAUUUGAUCAGGGCUUAAUUUUGGGAAGGGCAACCGCCCUGGGGCCACAAAGGCCCGCAUUGCCGACCUUGAUAACUUUAACUGGAAAUAAGCAAAUUCUUUUGUACGACCAACACACCUACUCGUUUCCGAGUCAAGUGAAAAGGUACGGCCAUCUUUACUGCUCCAGACGUCUCCGGGCUAAUUGUAAAGCUCGUGUAAAAUUGUGCAAAGAUGGAGUCACCAUUGUACCAUUAGUCAUCGAUCAUACUCAUCCUCCACCUUUCGUAAAACGCCUGCCAAGUGGACACUAUGCCUAUUUCGGCAAGGUUAAUGAAGACCACUUCUUGGAAUUCCGUGACGAUUAUGUUGCAACAAUGAAAGAUAAAUUUCAGAAAUUAUUAGAUAAUAUGGUGACUCGAAAAAAAAAUAGUAUACAUUACAUAAACGAGUCUCGUUACCGGGAUCUCAUGGCAGAGUUAAAAGAAGUUAAGGCUUCUAAAAAUAAAAGCUUUGAAGACUACAAACUUCUCUCUAACUACGAUAUUCUAGAAGUUAAUGGGAAAGAAAGAUUGAUACAGCCCAAAGAUGUCGACGAUAGCAUAAAAUUUUACGUAAAAACGGACGAAUUGUUCAGCGUUUUGCACACAAUACAUUUGUUGUUUCAGCAUGCCGAUUUAGAUAAAAUGGGAUUGAAUAUAAAAAGAUCAGCAGCAGGAUAUGCCUGCUUCACUCAAUCGCAAAAGGGCAACACGAUGCUGCUGUUCGGAAAUUACAGAUACUCAAAGCAGAUUGUAUGCAAGAAGUUUAUUCGGUGGGUUUGCUCCACGAACUACAGCAAGGGUUGCAGAGCUUUGAUCAAGACAACGGGUUCGAGUAUUAUCGAGACCAAAGGUUACACACAGCAAGCGAUAUUCACGACGUCACAAAAGGGUAAAAUUCUAUUGUUAUACAACAAUUUUACGUACUACAAGCAGACCGAGUGCAAGUCCUUCGUCCGUUGGGUGUGUUCCACGCAUCUGCAUAAGGGGUGCAGGGCUAUCGUCAAGACCAGGAGUUCAGAUAUUAUAUUUAUCGGCGGUUGCCACAACCACGACGCCUCGGAGCUUCUGCGGAAUAAAAAGUAUUGGCACUGA